AUGGGACUGGACUAUUUAUGGAAGGCCCCCGAGGUCAACCCCAUCAAUCUAAAGGCAUGUCGCCGGUUCGAGACCACCCGCAAAAUCCAAGGAUGCCCAGCUAACAAAUUGCAACAGGCUCGCAGUGUUCCGGUGCUGAACCCCUUUAACAAGUAUGGCGCCGCCUUUUUCUUCAGCUGGAUGGGCUUCAUGAUUGCUUUCUGGGCCUGGUACACCUUCCCACCCCUUCUGACCGUCACCAUAAGGGAUGACCUCAACCUCACCCCGGCCCAGGUGGCCAACUCCAACAUCGUCUCCUUGUCGUCUACCCUUUUGAUGCGCCUCCUGGCCGGCCCGGCCUGCGACAAAUUCGGAUCCCGACUCGUCUUCGGUGGCCUGCUUCUUCUCGGCGCUCUCCCGGUCGGCCUUGCCCCCCUGGUCCAGGACGCCACGGGUCUCUACAUCAGCCGCUUCUUCAUCGGUGUCCUCGGCGCCACCUUUGUGCCUUGCCAGGUGUGGUGCACUGGAUUCUUCGACAAGAACAUCGUGGGCACGGCAAAUGCCCUCGCUGGAGGCUGGGGCAAUGCCGGAGGUGGAAUCACCUACUUCGUCAUGCCUGCCGUCUUCGACUCGUUCCGUGACAGGGGGUACAGCCCCGCCGUCGCCUGGCGUCUCACCUUCAUCGUGCCCCUGAUUUGCAUCAUUGUCUGCGGCGUCGGCCUCAUCCUCUGCUGCGAGGACACGCCCAUGGGUAAGUGGAGCGACCGCCAUCUCCACAUCCAGGAGAACCUGCGAAACCAGGGCGUGGAGGACGCCACCCUCGUCAACGUCGUCAAUGUCCCCGGGGGGAUCACCGACCGCCCCGAGCCCUCGCCCGCGCCCGCCUCCGCCGACGAGGAGAGGAACAGCAGCACCAAGUCGCGCAAGGAUGAGUCGCACUUCGACGCCCAGGCUAUCGACCUCUCCCGCGCCGAGAUGCUCGAGACGGCCCAAGGCGAGACGGUGGCGAAGCCCUCGCUCCGCGACUCCCUACGCGUCGCCGUCUCCCCGCAGACCAUUUUCCACGUCCUGACCUACGCCUGCUCCUUCGGCGGCGAGCUGGCCAUCAACGCCAUCCUCUCGUCCUACUACCUCAAGAACUUCCCCCACCUGGGCCAGACCGGCGCCUCCAACUGGGCCGCCAUGUUCGGCUUCCUUAAUUUUGUCACCCGGCCCCUGGGCGGCAUCGUCGGCGACCUGCUGUACAACUACGUCGGCCGCGACCUGUGGUGGAAGAAGGGCUGGAUCGUCCUCUGCGGCGUCGCCACCGGCGUCCUGCUCGUCCUGAUCGGCCAGCUCGACCCGCACCACGAACCCACCAUGUUCGGCCUCAUCUUCCUCAUGGCCGUCUUCCACGAGGCCGGCAACGGCGCCAACUUCGCCCUCGUGCCCCAUGUCCAUCCCGCCGCCAACGGCGUCUUGUCCGGGCUCACCGGCGCCGGCGGCAACCUCGGCGGCGUCGUCUUCGCCAUCAUCUUCCGCUUCAUGGACGGUGGCACCGACUACGCGAAGGGUUUUUGGGUCAUCGGCUGCAUGCAUAUUGGUCUGAACCUGCUCGUGUCUUGGAUUCCGCCGUUGCCCAAGGGCCAGAUUGGUGGACAUUGA
Messenger RNA from Sodiomyces alkalinus F11, 1623 nucleotides. Its product is annotated as nitrate transporter. The transcript is spliced from 2 exons. The record is from RefSeq and is a predicted model, not a curated record. Gene Ontology annotation, biological process: nitrite transport; nitrate transmembrane transport. Gene Ontology annotation, cellular component: membrane. Gene Ontology annotation, molecular function: nitrite transmembrane transporter activity; nitrate transmembrane transporter activity. The coding region runs from base 1 to 1623 and encodes 540 amino acids. NCBI's taxonomy places the organism in Eukaryota, Fungi, Ascomycota, Sordariomycetes, Glomerellales, Plectosphaerellaceae.